Impatiens glandulifera is the source of this 2858-nucleotide messenger RNA. RefSeq names its product golgin candidate 4-like. Gene Ontology annotation, cellular component: Golgi apparatus. Lineage: Eukaryota; Viridiplantae; Streptophyta; Magnoliopsida; Ericales; Balsaminaceae. Bases 274 to 2481 code for a protein of 735 amino acids. The record is from RefSeq and is a predicted model, not a curated record. Gene Ontology annotation, molecular function: small GTPase binding. The transcript has 13 exons. Gene Ontology annotation, biological process: Golgi organization; endoplasmic reticulum to Golgi vesicle-mediated transport.
UGUUUCUAACGGAAGCUAAGCCAGCCAGCGCAAGUUUAAUAGUCUCCUUCGUCUUCUUGGAUCCCUCCCUCUCUUCUCUUCAGCUAAUCUUCUCUACUGUUCAUACCAAUUCCAAUCCAUCCAUCAAUCAAAUCAAUCUCCAUUUCCUGCUUCAUUUCUCGAUCCAUUUCUCUACUUCUUCUCCGAUUUCAAAUCAAUUUGGAAUCCUUGUUGUUGUUGUUUUCUCGUCCUAAUCAUCUCCGACGAAUUUGGCGGGGGGAUUGAUAUAUCAGAAUGAUGUGGAGUACGAUCGCCAAUUUGAAAGAGAAUCUCAACAAGAUCGCGUUAGAUGUACACGAAGAGGAUGAUGAUGACGAAGAAUUAGGGGUUUACGCUUCUCCCGAUCGAGAUGUCGAUUCCGUGUCCGAUCGACGACGAUAUUCUCGUAGCUUCUCUCGUUCUCGUCUUGCUUCGCAUUCUCCUUCGACUAAUGGUUUUGAUUCCACCUACAAAACUGAGAUGGAACAAUAUGAAGCAGAAAUCAAUAGGCUUAGAGGAUCAGAGGCUGAAAUUAAGGCUUUAUCGGUUAAUUAUGCUGCGCUAUUGAAGGAUAAAGAGGAUGAGAUUUUAAGAUUAAACGAAGAAAAUCGUUCGGUAAAACAUGAUCUUAAAGCCACAAGUGCAGCUUUAGUUAUAUCAAAUGGACAGAAUGGGCUCAAGGAGAAUAAUGCUCACUCACCUACUCGACUGCAAAAAGCUAUGGAAAAAAAUCGUUCAAUUGGCAAUCAAACACUAGAUGGCUUUUCCUCUAAACAGGACGGGUUGAGCAAUGGGAGUACACAACGAGUGGCUAAAGCAGAACUCAAACAUUCCAUUACUCAGAGCAAAGAAAAGGAAUUGGCGGAUUUGAUUGAAGAGAAAAACAAGUUCAUUUCAGCUAUUCAAACAGAUCAUGAGUCACAAUUGAAAAAGCUAUCGGUUCAGCUCAAUGAAGAACGUGAAAAGUUGGUGCAUGUACAACAAAAUCUGCAAGAGGAGCGAAAGUUGAACUUUUCAUUACAGGAGGAAUUGAACUCAUUAAAAGUGGACAAGGACAAAAUAUUAAUGGAGAUGAGUAGCAUACGAAAAGAAUUGGAGAAUAAAAUAUCAUCUGAACGCCAGUUGCAAAAUGAAUUGAAUAGGAAGGACGAAGCUGAAGCAGGUACUACCUUGGAGAGUUUGAGAAGAGAAAUUGCAAUCCUCAAGAACGAGAACAGUAAUCUUAAGAAUGUUUCCCAGGAAGUUAAGGAAGCAGGAAGUUUAUCUGAGAAUAAAGAGGCGGAACUAACUGUUCGGACAAUGGAGAAAGAAUUGAAGGAAACUCGAAAACAAAGGGACAAAGCAUUACAGCAACUGAAUAGGCUAAAGCAGCAUCUCUUAGAAAAGGAAUCAGAGGAAUCAGAAAAGAUGGAUGAGGAUAGCAAGGUAAUCAAAGAACUACAAGAGAAAAAUGAGUACCAAAGACUCCAGAUAUCAAAUUUGGAGAAAGCCUUGAAGCAAGCAAUUGCUGGUCAAGAGGAAGUGAAGAUGGCUAACAAGAAAGAAAUUCAUGAUCAGAGGGAAGUCAUUGAUGGCCUAAAAGCAAAACUGGCAAGCUGUAUGAGGACUAUCGAUGCAAAAAAUGUUGAACUUUUAAAUCUUCAAACUGCUUUAGGACAGUACUAUGCUGAAAUUGAAGCUAAGGAAUUUCUCGAAAGAGAGCUAUCAAAGUCAAGAGAAGAUUCAGCUAAGCUUUCUGGCUUACUAGAGGAUGCACAUCAGCAGGCAGAGAUUCUAAACAGGGAGAAGGAGGAUAUGAUGGAAAGAUAUUCAAGAGCUGAAUUAAUGUUAUUAGAGGGUAAAAAGAGAGUGAAUAAACUCGAAGAAGACAACGGAAAACUACGCCGAGCCUUUGAGCAGAGCAUGUCAAGAAUUAAUCGCAUGUCAGUGGAUUCCGAUUAUUAUGUUGACAGGCGAAUUGUUAUCAAGUUGUUGGUAACCUACCUCCAAAGAAACCACAGCAAAGAGGUUCUGGAGCUUAUGGUGCGAAUGCUAGGUUUCUCGGAAGAGGAUAAGAAAAGGAUAGGUGUAGCACAACAAGGAAGUAAAGGUGUUGUUAGGGGUGUAUUGGGUUUUCCAGGUCGCCUUGUUGGUGGCAUCUUAGGUAGUAGUAAUAGUGGCUCUGGCGAAUCCCCUGCAGCAGCUAUGGCUUCUGAAAAUCAGUCAUUUGCAGACCUUUGGGUUGAUUUUCUUUUAAAAGAAACGGAAGAGAGGGAGAGAAGAGAAUUAGCGGCAGAGAUGACCACAAAUGAAUCUAAUAAGUUAGACAACGAACGCUAUAGCAGUGUAUCAAGUUCAUUUCCGAAUCACGGAGGUAUAGGAAGGUUGGUGCGAGAUGAAAGCGAUUCAGAAUUCUCAUCAAUACCUUUAACUUCAUCAGAAAAGGAAACUAGUAGUAGAUCUCCAAUGCUUCAAAGACAUUGAUUUUAUGAGAGACUCAAUCAAAGUAUUUAAUUAAGCAAGGGAAGAAAGAAAAUCGAGGAAAAAAGGUAGAGUAUAAACUUCUUCUUCUUUUUUUUUUAUCUUUGUAAUUCAUUUGAUCCGUUUAUUAUUUCGGGGGAGGAGUCACUGUAUUAUUAGUGUUUUGCUGCCUCUCUUGAGUCUGAAAACUAAACAUAUCUGUCUAUGUAAGGGGAUCUUUAGUGUGACUUUGUGGACUUUGGCUAUAUAGGAGGAAGGUGGUGAGAGUUUUUUCAUUAUUUGUAUUGUAUGUAUGAAAUAUGAAUGAAUGGGAAAAAGGAAACAAGAGGAGGGAGUGCUUCAACAUCUCUGUCUUGAAGGUUUUAUUUUUGUAAUAUUCC